Molecule: messenger RNA, 3855 nt
Organism: Drosophila rhopaloa
Lineage: Eukaryota; Metazoa; Arthropoda; Insecta; Diptera; Drosophilidae
Exons: 4
Coding region: 764-3460 (898 amino acids)
Source: RefSeq, a predicted model, not a curated record
UCGGUUGUUGCUUGUUGGUUGUCGGUUGUUGGUUGUCCGCUGUCGCUGCAUGUUGCAUGUUGUCGGUGGGUUGUCGCAGGUUGCCACCGCGUUUUUUGGCCCUGCACGCAGACUCUGUGCGACUGCAAGGUGCUCUCGAAUUAACAAGUAUGCGAGCAGCCGAAAAAACACUCUAGCUUUGCUAUUCUGACACAGUUUCGCGGCAAAUCAGCAAAGACUGCAAGACAGCGAAAAAGAUCGAAAAACAGCGGACGAGUGUGUGUAAAGUAAAUGUGCAUUCGACAACAAAAGCGGAGAAAAGUGAGGAAAAAACCAAAGAAGGUGCCGAGGCAGAAAUUGGAAAUAAACAAAAAGAAAUUGCAUAAGUCGGAUUUUUGGCGUGCGCUUUGCUCAUCUUCUGUCCCACUGCUGCAAUAUUUGAGUGGCUUCUGCUGUUUAUCCUACGAAAAACGCGAGAUAAAACGCGGGGACGGGGCGUCGAAUUAUUUAAACUUACUGGAGAUAUUUUACAAAAUUUAAUCAACUCCGCUGGGCUGCUUGACCAUUUGACUUUUUUCGAACAAGUUUGCUUUCAAGUUUUGCGUCUCUGUCUGCGCUUUCGGCAAUUAAAACACAUUAAUGCAAUUGUUGCUAACCAAUUUCUAUAUUCAUGUGUGUGCGCGCCUUUUAUCCGCUAAACAUUUAUGCAACUUGGCCGAAAUCAACAGCAACAUUUGGCCAAGGGACGAACUUUAUCCGCAAUUGAAGUCUGUGUGAGACCACAAUGCCAAUUUGCAAAAGUUCACCGGGCAUGGCAAGCAAAAAAACAGCCUCGGACAUAUCCGCCGACCACGUGACGGAAGGCGCCCAGGUGAAGCGAACUCGGGAGCAGGCCUACUUCAACUCCUACGACUUCGAUGCAAUCGAGGUGCUGCCCUACGACGAAGAGGACGACGGGGCGGGGCACACGGGUCAGAGCCGGAACAGGACCAGGAGCAGGAGCAGGAGCCAAAGCAGGCACGGGAGCAGCAGCAGCCGGAGCAGCAGCACGCGGAGCUACUCCGCGGCCAACGAUCCUGGUGCGGCGACUAAGUUCGCCUAUCUGCAACGCCUGGGAGCCUUCUUUGCACGGAGCGGAGGUGGUGCAGGCGGAUCGGGAGCACCAGAAGCGGCCAGUGGAGCUGCCCCGAGUGGAGGAGGGACAACCAACUUGGAACCUAAGGGCAGCAGCGAGAACUUUCUACUGCCACGAGCCAUGCUCAAGUAUCAAAGCACUGCGACAACAUCAGCGUCGCCAUCGUCCACAUCCACGUCGACGGCAGCCGCUCCAAUGCCAUCGAGGAAUGCACUGGGCGGCGGAACGGGGGAUCCGAUUGGUCACGACCAACAGCUGGAGGUGUCCGCCGGCGUGGGGGAGCGCAGCAAGAAGUGCUCGAUUGCCUCCAAUGUCAGCAGCACGCAUUCCGCGGAUUCCGGACUGCCAGUCGCAGCGGCAACAUCUGCGACGGCAGCAACAUCUGCUGCAGCAGCGAAACAGGCGGCUGAGACGGCGGGGGGCGGUGGCGGUGGCGGUGGCAGUGGCUCACACUAUUCGACGGACAAAAGCGGCUCGUCCGGUUAUUACAGCUCCAAUGUGUGCUCCACUUACUCGCUGGACGAGCACAUCUACUGCGAACCGGUCAUCGAUGUCCAGGAGAAGAUCAAGAGUGUGGCCGCCAGGCAGCGCCAGAGACCGCCGCUCCAGCUGCCAGCGAAAGUGGGGGCUCCGCAGGAGGUGGCCUCGGAGGUGGAGCCACCAGAAGCCACGGCCUCCGCUGAAAAGUCGUCGGCAGUGAAGAGUCAGCGCUCGGAGAUGCAAGAUGCAGCCGGAGCUGCCCCAAGCGACCGUCCGAGUCAGUUUGCGAGCGAGACGGCGGAGGGGCUGCACCACUACAGCGACAAGCUGCGCAUCCUGGAGACGAGCAUCGAGAACCUGGACCGCCACCUGAAGACCUUUCCCUGCCUGUACGCCCAGGAGCAUAUCGUGGGCUUCAUGCAGGCAGCCGGAGGAAGAACCCAUCCCAUCGAAGUCCCAUCCCACGCCCUGGACAUUGGGGAGAAACUGAGGGCCUACAACCAGCUGCCCACCAUCAUGGAGCAGCAACAGCAGCAGCAGGAGCAGCUGGUGGAUGACUCUUUGCUGGACAUCGACCUAGAUGCCUUUCUGCUCGCGUCCAACGCGGAGCACCGGGGCAUCGACAAUCCCAGCUUCCUGAACGAUGAACAGCUGGCUGAGAACAACUACAAGUGCGCCAAGUACAUCAACUCCUGUCCCGAGGACGCCUAUCGCCUGGAGAGCGAGAGGGGCGGCGCUGGAGUGGGCGUGGCGGAGAAGAGCUUCGCCAAGCGCUACGAGGACCAGCUGCAUUUUCAAAACACUCGGGAGCUGCUGGAGGAUGUCCGUGAUAAGAUACGCCUCCUCUCGCGUGCCACUCCGCCGCCCUCGGCCACGCCCACGCCCGCCCACACCCCGCCCUCCGACGUGCCCAAGGAGCUGGAGGGCAUGAUCCACACGCUGAAGCACGAGCUGGAGUCCUACCUGCAGCGAAUGAACCAGCACAGUGAGCAGGAGCUGCGCCAGCUGUGCAGCGGCCUGGGCCGCCAGCAGCACGUGGUCCGGCUGCAGAACGCCCUGGAGCGGAGACGCAGUUGCGCCGACCUGCAGCUGAACGCCUACGAAGCGGUUCGCGACGGAGUGCUGAUCUCCGCCAGCGGCCGACCGCUCAGCGUCCGCGAGCAGAUCAUGACCAUCCGGUGUGCCAGCGACCCCAACUUCAAGAUGAAGCGCAAGUCCAUAGCGGAGAUCUUCCCCGCCGCCGAGUGCUAUGUGGAAUCGGAGGUGACCACCACCAGUCUGUCUCGCAGUGCUACGCCCUCGCCCGCCUCCACCCCGCAGCUGGAGCUGGAGGCCCCGCAUCCCGGCCUGACCACGACCACGGUCGUGACGCAAAUGCAGCGGAACCUCACCUUCCAUAAACCCAUCCUGGCGGUGGCCAGUUGCAGCCAGGGAGGCGGAAAUAUGACCGCAGGCUACGCUGCAGCUGGAGUGGAUAAGGCAGAUCGGGAACGGGAUCGAGAGCAGGAACGGGAAAAAGAGAGCAUCGCCGAGUGGCACCGCAAGAAGCCCAGCAUCUGGGAGAUGUACUACGGCACCAACCGGCUCCAUCAGUCACUCCUCGGAAAGCAGCGCAAUGGAGGCGAACUGGUCAUCAGCAGUGCCCAGCCCAGUCUGUCCUAUCCAUCCUCACGACCCGAGUCGGAUUUCACGCUCGACCUGCCGAGGGCCGAGCAGUUGCGCUUGAAAAUGGACAAGGAGAAGAAGUUCCGCCAAAGAUGCCGCUUUAUCACCACGUUCCUCAGCCUGGUCUUCUUCUUGCUGACCGUAAUGGUGGUGAGCCUAGUUUCGACCCGCGGCAAACGGAUGUUCGGCAGCAUGAUUUGAGGAACCCCGAUCACCGACCCCACUAGCAUCUAGAUACGAGUCUGCUAAUUUGAGGGACUGCAGAACAUUACAAACUACAGUGCCAACCACAAAUGUAACACGUUAACGAUGCUCAAGUUUAGCGAUAGUGGUAGUCGUAAGCUCCUCGUGGUUUUUUUUGGCAGGGCAGGACCGCCACAGCCGCAGUCGCAGUAUUGUUAAUAAAUUAUUUAUGUGAUCCUAGAAAUUAAGUCCGAGCAAGUGCAUUUGUUUCUGUGCGUUCGCGUAUACUGCCUGUAUCCAGCCUAUCGUUUGUCAAACAUAUCGUUAAGUCGAUCGAACUGUAUUAAAUAUAAAUGUAUAAUUAUAGCUAGGGUCUUGUGAAUGUGUUGAGAAUAAACAGAAUAUUGAGUAUA